Molecule: messenger RNA, 1537 nt
Organism: Epinephelus lanceolatus (giant grouper)
Lineage: Eukaryota; Metazoa; Chordata; Actinopteri; Perciformes; Serranidae
Source: RefSeq, a predicted model, not a curated record
UCAAUGCGGCGUCUAUGUAUAUAUAUAUGUCUAUGUUCCUAUUGGGGGACAACCGGGGACGACAGGCGGUUGUUUUCGAAAGAAAUUCGCCUACAGUUCAGCAUUACUGUUUUUUUAAACUGAUAAUAGAUUAAAUUAGCAUUAGCAUUAGUCUAAUCUUGAGAAAAACCACCGAAAACGAUUUUUGUGUGCUCAUUUAAUUUUGUGGACAAAAAGCCAUCAAAGGAACUUCCGGAUCCUACCUUGUGGUCGGGCGACGACAGACCAGCAGAAGAGAGAGUGAAGACGAUCCUGAAAAUGAAUGACAACAGUGCCACAAUAGCAGAUGAGCGUGGCAAGAUGAAUGAGGAGCCAUGUUCAACAUCAGAGCCUACCCGUGAUGCCCAAACACAGUGGUCAGACCCAGGGAUGGAGGACCACACCUAUUCAAAAGUGCCUCGUAUCAUGAGUGCACCAUCCAUAAAACCAUCACACCCUGUUGCAGAUAGUGUUUUGGAGAGUUUCGCAGACUCCCUCUUGUAUACAGGGAUUCAGCUCAUUGAGUUUCACACCCUUGUGUCCUGCCUGCAACCAUUCGCCCCUGCUUCAUCAUCAAUGCCUGUUGUGGACCAAAUCCUAAUGACCUUAAUGAAAUUAAGACAAAACUUUGACAUGGCUGAUUUAGCACGGCGAUUUAAAACCCCACAACAUCAGGUCAAAAAGACUGUUGGAAUGUGGAUAGACAUAAUGUCUGAACACAUUAAGGAUCUUAUUCCAUGGUUGCCCCGUGAAACAAUCAAAGAUACAUUGCCACAAGCUUUUAAAGAACACUUUCCAAACACAAUCUGUGUAAUUGGCCGUACAGAGACUGUUACGCAGAAAGCCACGAAGCGACACUCUGUAACUGAAUUACAAAGACACUACUAUGGCAACAACACUGUGAAAUAUUUGGUGGCAAUUUCUCCUUCUGGAAUUAUCAUGUUCAUUUCAGAUGCUUAUGAUGCCAAAUGCAGUGAUCGGUACAUAAUGCAGACCUCGGGGAUUCUGAACUAUUUGCGUGCUGGCGAUGAAGUGAUAAUGGGUGACUGGGGUUUCACAGCACGAGACUUGCUGGAGGAGUGUAGGGUGAACUUUAUCAUGCCAGCAUUCACAAACAAAAAAUGCCAGCUGACAAAGGAGGAGGUCACUCGCACACAGUGCAUCGCUCAUGCCAACAGACAUGUUGAACGGGCAAUAAAGCGUCUGAAGGUGUACAAAAUUCUCUCUCAACCAGUGCCAAUUAAGUUGGUCCCAAAAAUUACUAAAAUGCUCAAAAUCUGUGCUGGUCUGGUGAAUUUAAGAGGUGAGUUUAAGUGAGAAGACAUUUAAUAUUACACGUAAACACACAUACAUACACAUUUCAUUUGUUCAACUGACAUUUAUUUGAGGUAGAAAUAUAAAAUGUGUGUGUAGGGAAAAAAAAAAUUGUUCUCACAGUCGUAUGCAAUGGUGGAAUGUAACUAAGUACAUUUACUGUAAAUUCUGUACUUGGGUACAAAUUAGAGGCACUUGAACUAAA